GAAUGAUACGGAACAAAACAAACGUCACAGACGAAGGACGAGAAGCCCUGGAUAGUAGAUAUUGGUGUUGUGUGAUCGCCAUAUUCUUGUGUGUUUUUUAGGAGACUUUUACACAUCAUUUUAAAGUAAUAAUGAGCAUUGCUGAUUUACUGCAAGCUGCUGAAUAUUUAGAAAGACGCGAAAGGGAGGCAGAACAUGGAUAUGCUUCAACAAUGCCACAUCCAAACGAUCUCGCACGCAGACGACAAAAGUCAAAGAAGGCUCAGGGAAAUAGAACAACGCACAAUGAACUAGAAAAAAACAGGCGAGCUCACCUGCGGAACUGUCUGGAGAGACUUAAGGAGAUUGUACCUUUAGGCGCCGAGUCGAGUCGCCAUACAACGUUAGGUCUAUUGACCAAAGCCAAAUUAUUUAUUAAGAAUUUGGAAGAAAAGGAGAGGAAGCAACAGUCUCAGAAAGAUCAUUUACUAAGAGAACAGAGGUAUCUGAGGCGAAGGUUAGACCAGUUGGAGGACCCUAUAGAUAUCCACAAGCGUAGAAGUGUCAGCGAAUGUAGUAUGUCCACGUCCCUCUCUGCGAGCUCCCCCUCGGAAACAGAUGAGGUGGAUAUUCUGGGUUAUAACAGCAAUCAAAGUGACACGGAUGACCACAGUAGCAUCCAAAGUAUCACUAGUGAUGGUGGGGUCACCAUCAGUACCAAACGGUUGACAUUAGAGGAACCAGGAGCAGUAUCUGUCUAACACUGCCUACCCUGCUCAACCCAACCACCGAGAAUGACCUUUUCCCGACUUCAAGGUUACAAGUUGUGAUGAUUGGUUACUGUAAGAAUGAGAUCUCUGCCAUCCAGUAUUGUGAUGGUUUUUUUUUUUUGUGUGUGUGUGUGUGUGUUUUUUUUUUUUUCCCAAAAAGUUGUAUCUAUUUAUCCUUUUUGAACAUUGAGGGGAACAGGGUGGGCUCUCACAUCAUUUCAGGUGUCUGUAUCAAGAAUUUGAAGAAAUGUAUUUACUCUUCUAUGUGAUGUAAUCCCUUCUCUGGCUAACUCCAAGCGAGGAUGGAGAGGGUGUUCUUUGAAAGUGAAAUUUUGUGGCCACGUUUUAUUCAUAGAAUUUUUUUUAUAUAAACAUAGUUGUAACAGAUAAACAGAUGUAUAUUUAAUAUAAUUUUAAAAAUACUGCUGGAGCAGUGACCCUUGAAAUAUAUAUAAAAAAGAAAUGAACAUUUUAAAAGCUGUUUUGAAAUCAAUUCUGGCCAAAGGAUUUUUUUAAUGUAAUGUAUAAAUUACAAGCUGUAAAUGCUAAUGUUUGGAAAGUAUACAUAUAUUUUUUGUGUGUUACCCGUGAGUGAGUAAUUCUAAAAUUAUUUAUUUUAAAUGUAAAAUGUUUUGUUUUACUGCAUAUUGAUUUAUAUUUUGGCAGAUUGCCAAUGCCUUUUUUGGCUUUGUAUAUUCUGUAUUUUAAUACUCUGUGCUGACCAGCUCUGAAACCGAAAUGGUUUUAACCAAGAAAUUAAGAUCUCUUCAGAAGCAGUACUGUCAUCAUUAUACUGUAACUUUUUAUUCUUAAGAAUUCUCCUUUAACUCUCUCAUAAGUAAUGCUUCUUUCUAACAUUUCUUUUUUCCGUCUAGGCAUGUUCCUCUCGUUCUUUAAACUUGUACAUUUUGUGGUCGGGUAGCUUGGAUGAGCUUGAUUCCGUAUGUAAUUUUGAAAGGAAAACUAAAAUAAUUUUCCUUCAACAUUGAAAUUUGUAAUUACUUUUAAUGUAAAGUUUUUGUAAAUCCAGAUUUCAUGUUUAGAUAUAGAUAUUCUUUACAGUGCGUUUUGUUUUAAUGAAAUAAAAAAAAAAUUCCCCAGUUUUCAUAGUAACAUAUACUGAUAAAAAAUAAUGGUUUGGUCCAUGACCCAGAUCCCCAAAAUUUCCCAUCAGCACCACUUGGGUAUGUAAAAUCUACUGUUCAUUUUCUGAAAGGUCAGAGUUUGUAAUUUAUGAAAAUGCCUGGUGUGGACAUGUCAAGUAUGUAGAUUAGUGGUUGAAAUUCAUUGUGAUGGCAACCAAGCACUGUAUUUCAAAGAUGUAUCAAAAAGCAUAAAAUGGAAUAUCUGGGGCACUAUGAAAACUAUAUAUGUAAUUAAAGGAUUAUAUUGUAAUGUAUUAUGUUUCUGACUACUCGGUGAUCAUAAGAUCUUGGUAAUCAAUGUUCGAGAUCACUGGCUAAAAUGAAGAUCAAAGGGAAAAAUACAAUUUAUUUAGAUAAAAGAUCUGUUUGUUACAGAUUACUCAGAUGUGUAUUGUACAAAACUCUUAAAUGAUCAUAAACUUGAUAACAGCAUAGAAUGUUUACUUGGUUUAUAUUUUUUAUUCCUUAGCUGGCUGGAUUCAAUGUUUCCUUUUUUGGCAAAGAAUAGUUAGAAACUUAGUUCAUUUGCCAUUGUGAUAUCUGAUCCAGCUUCUGAAGUGAACAAAAAAGUGCCAGUGUUCCCUUGCUGUACUAGUGACUUUCAAAGAGUCUUGUGUUUUAUAAUCAGUUGUAAGUCCACCAGUUUAUCUCUUUUCCAACCAUACUCUCAGAGUAUAUACUGUGAAGGCAUGUAGUUGUAACAAGCUUUCACAUAUUUCUCAUCGGUUUGUUGACAUAACUAACAUAGAUUUGAUAAAUUGCCCGUAGAAAUCUAGGGCAGGAAUAAUACCAUCUGUAUCUCCAGAUACUACAAUAAUUGCAUCAUGGUUCUUUGAUGCAUUUUUUAAAUGUAACAGUAUUCUUGUAUCUGCCUUUUAUUAUGAUAUCAUCAGUUCAAAAAUUGGAAAUGCUUUUUCUCUGGUCAGCUUCCGACAAUCCUCCUGCCGCGUGACAUACAUGACUUUCUCUCCUAAUUUCUCUAAGUAAGGUAGGUUCUUCCAUUCAUUACAAAAAACUUGAUAAGAGCUAUCUUGAUGCUAGAACACCCUAGAAUGUACCUCCAUUGCACUAUGCUUUGGCCAGGUACAGUAUUGCUCACUAGCUCUCCAGAGCUGAAUCUUCUUUUUUAUUUUUGUGCAUUCUUAAUUGAAAUGUCCUUGAACACAUCAAACACUAAAUCUGUCCUGUUGCA
Molecule: messenger RNA, 3086 nt
Organism: Limulus polyphemus (Atlantic horseshoe crab)
Lineage: Eukaryota; Metazoa; Arthropoda; Merostomata; Xiphosura; Limulidae
Product: max dimerization protein 1-like
Exons: 6
Coding region: 132-740 (202 amino acids)
Biological process (GO): regulation of transcription by RNA polymerase II
Molecular function (GO): protein dimerization activity; RNA polymerase II cis-regulatory region sequence-specific DNA binding; DNA-binding transcription factor activity, RNA polymerase II-specific
Source: RefSeq, a predicted model, not a curated record